AAUAUUAUUAUCUUCUAGGAAAACGUAUGCUCUGUCGCGUCGAUUUGAACGUAAAACUGAAAUUUAGAAAUAAAUAUUAGGUAGGUAUGGUGUAAGUAACCAAUUUGUAUCAGUUUUUAUGCAAUUGUGCAAUUCUAUUGUAGUAAUCAAAUCUCAGAUCGAAUUUGAUACACAAAAAAUAUUGUGUUUAUCGUAGUAAAGCUUCAAAAUAUUUUUAUAGAUCUUAUUUUUUGUACGCUGGCCGCACUGAUAGACAAAUUCAUUCAUAGCCGCCCUCCGCCCGCCCAUCUCCACACUCCUCAGAGCGCUCUAAAUAGUAACCGCCCAACACGAGACGAUUCACGAUACUCGUAGCGCGGCUCGAUCACCACAUUCACUAAUCUCUCACAGGAGACGGGCGGGUCGCGCGCCUUAUUAUGCGAGCAGAGGAAACAUGUCCCUACACCCGCAGCUGCCCGACGCGACCGCUAGCGGUGACAACAAUGAGUACGUACACAUACGUUGCCUCAUUGCGAACAUACACAAACCAAGAAAUGUGUCGCGACCGCCCUCAACUACCCCCUCGCUGGAGAUGGUCUUGGAAUCACCGACGUCUUCUGACACGGAGCAGAGCGUUACAGAAUCGGAGAGAUCGGAUGCUAUCGCCGCUGAAGAUGUGAUGCGGACACCGCCUCCUCGAGCCAAAAGCAAUAGUAUAGCGGGUUCCAUGCUGGCGCCGCCUGCUGUCCACAAGACCCGGCGGCGCUCGUUCCUGCACCUGCAGGUGGGGCAGCACGAGCACGAGGGCCCUCACUCGGCGGGGGUGCACCUCAACGUGCCGCGGUUCACCGUGACAGCGCCGCCCGGAGAGCAUCGCCGGUUCAGCCACGGCUUUGCUUUCCCUGGGUUCGCACUACGAAGACAUUCUAACACGAGCCUGCACCGCAGCGAGUCGAUGGUAUCACUGGCGUGCUUCAAGACGCUCUCGCAGCUCGUGAACAGCGACAACCUGGCAGAACUACAGCAGUACCUCACCAACAACAAGAAUGUUACCAUUGACGACAGAGAUGAGAACGGCACAACAGCCCUCAUGUGUGCGGCUGAGAACGGGCGCGUUGCGGCGGCGCGGUUGCUGCUGGCGUCAGGAGCUGACGCAUGCGCCGCGGACGCUGACGGCUGGACCCCGCUCGCGUUCGCGGCCCGCGGCGGUCAUCUCAGCAUCGUUAAAGAACUGCUAGACGCUGGUGCUAAAGUCGAUUCCAGAGACUGUGGUGGGUGGACGCCGAUGCUUUGGGCAGCAUACAAGGGCCAUGAAGAAGUUGUAUCACUAUUACUUGAAAAGGGAGCCGACGUACAUGCACACGGGAAUUAUAACAUCAACUCGUUAGUAUGGGCGGCGGGCCGCAAGCACAGCGGUGUCGUCCAGCGCCUCCUGGCGGCGGGCGCGCGCGCCAAUUCGUGCGACAAGUACGCGACGUCCGCGCUCACGUGGGCCGCGCGCGCCGGUGACGUCACGUCCUGCGCGGCCUUACUGAGGGCGGGAGCUGAUCCUAACACCGCCGGCAUGUACUGCUGGACUCCACUGUUGCAGGCUACACAUGGUAAUCACUUCGAGAUAGUCCAAAUGCUGUUGGAACACAAGCCCAACGUCAAUGCGCUAGACAAGGACGGCUACACCGCGCUGGCCAUCGCAUGUAAAGAGGGAUACUACGAUAUCGCUUUGGCUCUUAUUAACUCCAGCGCUUAUAUUAACGUGCAGGAUCAAUCUAAAGACACGCCGCUCAUUCACGCAGUAAAGGGUGGUCACAAGAACAUAGUGGAGGCCUUACUGAAGAAACACGUCGAUGUGGACCUCCCGGGUAAGGAGAAGAAGACACCAGUGUACACGGCCGUGGAGAAGGGUCACGUGUCCAUACUCAAGUUAUUGCUGGCUUCCAAUCCCGAUUUGGAACAUAGUACUAUCACCGGAGACACACCACUGAUGCGUGCGGUGAGAUCUCGCCACGCGGAGAUGGUUCAGCUCAUGUUGGAGCGCAAGGCCCGCGUCAACGUGGCCGACAACCGUGGCGAUACGGCGCUACACAUCGCCAUGAGGGCGCGCUCUAAGCAAAUCGUAGAGAUACUUCUAAGAAAUCCGAAGAACAGUCAAUUGUUGUAUAAGCCUAACAAGCUGAAUGAAACCCCAUACAAUAUAGACAUGAGUUACAACAAGACGAUCCUUGGACAGAUAUUCGGUGCUCGGAAACUGAAUACUAAUGAGGAUAAUGAGAAUAUGUUAGGAUAUGAGUUGUACAGUGCGGCGCUGGCUGACAUGCUGUCGGAGCCUAGCCUGUCGGUGCCCAUCACAGUGGGAUUGUACGCGAGAUGGGGUUCCGGGAAAUCGUUUUUGCUCAAUAAACUAAAAGAGGAGAUGAAGAACUUCGCCCGUCAGUGGAGUGAGACCGGCUGGGCGUGGUCGUGGGCGGUGUCGUGGGGGGCGUGGCACGUGGCGCUGUCAGUCGCCGCUAUCUCAGCCGUGAUCGGCGCGCCGCCCUAUGUGGCGCUAGGACUGUGCUUCGCCUUAUUCGCACUCAUCUACCUAGCGCUCUAUAUACUGUGGUAUACUGGUAACAGAUAUGAGUGGUGGUGGGCGGGCGGCGUGGUAUCCGCAUUGGGGCGGCGGUUUAGCUCGCUGCUGCUGGCGCUUCAGGUAGUGUUCUGCCACCCGCCCGGGCCCAACGACCCGCGAGCACUGCCCGCCACGCCCAUACGAUUCCACUUCACAGAGGGCAUGAAGAGCGGCGGUGGGCAGGAGGGCGACGCUAUGGUGGUGCAGAUGAUAGCCAGCCUGGGCGAAGCUCUGGAGUGUCAGUACGGACGCAUCUGUACGCGGCUGGCGAGGGCCUUCCGACCUAAACCCGUGUCUGCUACGUCUGGAUGGAAAUGGCGUCGCGUUUGCUGUAUACCACACAUAGUGACGUUUGAACUGGUCUUCACGUGCUUCCUCAUCGGCCUGUGUGUACUUAUCAUGUACUUAACCGACAGGGAUUCUGACUCGCAGCGGCGUGAUAUCCAACAGGGGCUGGUGAUCUUCGCGGGCGCGGUGAGCGGCGCGGCGCUGCUGGCCAACCUGUACACGUGCGGGCGCGUGCUGGCCGCGCUGCUGCAGCCGCCGCGCGCGCGCCUGGCCCGCGCCACGCGCCGCCGCGCGCCCACGCUCGCGCUGCGCCCCGAGGUGCAGGCGCUCACGCACAUGGUGUCAUGUCUAGACGCGUUCACCGGACAACAAACCCGCCUUGUAGUAGUCGUCGAUGCCUUGGACAGCUGUGAACAGGAAAAAGUGCUGGCGCUACUCAACGCUGUACACGCACUCUGCUCAGACCCAAAGAGCCCAUUCAUAUUGCUACUGGCGAUUGACCCGCAUAUCAUAAGCAAGGCAGUGGAGGUGAACAGUCGCCGCGCCUUUAGCGAGAGCAACAUCGGCGGGUGGGACUACCUGCGGAACAUGGUGCAACUGCCGUUCUACCUUCAGAACUCUGCGCUCAGGAGGGUCAAGGCAGCCCAGCAGACUGCCUCCAGAAGGAUGCAGGCCAUCGCCGCUGAUGACUUCUCUACGUCCCUGCAAAGAUCUGUAUCAGCCCGUCGUCUAUCCUCGACAUCAGAGUUAAUGUCAAGCCAAGAGCGCAUCAAGGGCCAAGCGGCCCGCGAGCGUCGCCUGCGCCCGUCCGAGUCGGUCGCGUCGUCCGUAGCGUCGGGCCUGCACCGCGCGGCGGGGGGCGCGGGGGGCGCGGGCGCGGCCGACCUCAACCGCGUGCUGCUGACUGACGACUACUUCAGCGAUGUCAACCCGAGGAGCAUGCGGCGGCUGAUGAACGUACUCUAUGUUACUGGUCGACUUCUAAAAGCAUUCCAAAUCGAGUUCAACUGGUAUCAGCUGGCGUCGUGGGUGAACCUAACUGAGCAGUGGCCGUUCCGCACCUCUUGGAUUAUCUACCACCACGAGACGUAUGAGGAACAUAUCGAUGACUCCACUUCACUGAAGAAUAUAUAUGAGAAAGUAAAACCCCUCAUGAGCGGUCUCCGUGAAGCAAGCACCCUAAUGGAGUUAGAUCGCGACGAGCGCAAGUUGGAAGUGUUUCUGAGUUUCCAUCGUGCAACCCUCACCGCGGCCGACCUCAAGAUAUUUCUGCCUUUUACCAUCAAUCUGGACCCGUAUAUCAAGAAACUUAUCAAAGAGGAACAACUUCAGAGCGGUGUGGAAGAGGACGCGGGCGCUGGAGGCGCUGCUGCGGGAGUGAUGUGGGGAUCACAGCAUCAGCGUCAGCCGCACUCUAAACUGUUUCCGAGGAAACAUCGUUCAGCGACCCCGAACCCAGGCCCGGCAGGCGCAGUUCCUACACAGCAGAUGUGGGUGGGCUGGGCCAACCCAACCGGCACCGGCUUCGUUCCGCAGCCCAUCUCCACGCAGUUCCCGCAGCCGCAGUACACACAACCACCGCCACAGCAACAACCAAACCAGCAACCCACGCAGAACCCCUACCACAUGCUGAGAUCUGCCUUCCCUGGACUGACCGACGUAUCCAACAUCCGCCUAUCGACGCUGAGUGUGGAGCGCGUGUGUGGCGUGGUCCGCGAGGCGCUGGGCGCGGGCGCUACGGCCGCGGCCACGGCGCUGGCCACGCACCGCGUGUGCGGGCUCGCGCUCGCCGUGUGCCGCCUGCCCGACCUGCAGCCGAUUCUCGACCUACCGUUCGGAGACUGGGAACUCUUCAAGUUGCUAAUCGUAAACCUACGUGAACUUGAAGCUAACAUGCCUUCAACUGUACCGGCAGUCGCAGUAUUAACAGAAAAGGCGCCUGAGGUAGAAAUCGAUUCGGCCAAGCCGAGACCUGCAUUAGAACACCAACGCAGUCGGCCGUCCAAUGUUGAGAAACAGGUAACUCUGGAGGAGCAGAUGAUCUGCGGCGCGCUGCAGACUCUAAACGAGGAGGCGCUCGAGGACGUGAUGCAGUCGGAGCCCCCCUCGCACCCAGACGAGGAGAGCACGCUGCAGUUGCGGCUGGCGGGCUCGCUGUGCAGCAGCCCGGCCGGCAGCCCGCGCGCGCUGCGACGCGACCCCUCCAUCCUCAAGGGCGGCAGCUUCCGGCGCCGCCCGCCCGGCGACCCGCCCGCCGUCACCUUCAACGUCGAGAACGAGGACGACUCCGAUGACGACGGCCAGAUUACGUUCAGCGCGCGGCCCAGAGGUGGGGCGCGUGCCCCGCCCGCCCCGCGCUCGCGGCCCUGCUCGCUGCUCGUGCCCGACGACGCGCCUGAUGACCCGCCCGGCGCCGCCGCGCUCGCCGCCCGCUCGCGCUCCGUCGAGGACUCCACCAAGACCGGCUCACCCGUCGUGGACCUCAAACUGCGCGGCCUGCGCCGGACCGCCGAUAUCCUACGAAAGGUUAGCUCCGCAGAGAGGUUAACACGGCUGCGAGAUAAAAUUAUGUCACGGGGAGGCUCACGAGAAAGAAGUCCCGUUCGAGACGAAGCUAGCGACGACGAAUCUGCGCCCCUAGUGUCACCGGUGGGCGCACCAAUGGCAGUGGCGGCGGCCCCGGCGUCGCCCGGGCCGCCGUCCGAGGCGUCCACCCUGGCGGGCGCGAGCAGCGCGGGCAGUGCCGAGCGCACGCCCACGAGCGCGGAGCUGUCGCCGCGCUCCGACGUGACCGAGCUGGAGUCCCCGCAGUCGGCGGGCGCGGCCUUCGACCUGCUGCCGGGCGACAAGCGCGCGGAGGGCGGGGCGCGCGCGCGCCUGGAGCGGGCGCCCAGCAGCGUGUCGCUGGGCAACAUGGUGGAGCCCUACAACAUGCGGCUGCUGGCGCGGGGCACGUCGGACGGCGCGCGCUCGCUGUGGCGCCAGGACGCGCUGGACGCGGGCCCGCCCUGGCCCUGGGACGAGCCCGACUCGGCCGUGUGACGAGCUCGUCAGGCACGCUACUCUUAUUUUGUUGCUCGCGGCCGAGACUCAAUCGAAAGUGUAGCCGCUCGUUGCGUGGCGGCAACGCUUCGAUGAUGAUUAGGGUGUGGUAUGUUUUAGUCGAAGACUGCCGAAGCUAUAUAUUUCCAAAAGGAAUUUAUAUUUUUAUAUAGUCUCGGCGUAAUUUUAUCGUAGCUAGAAAAAAUAUCGCCAGAAUGGUGAAGAACAAAUUCGUGAAAAUUUACAUAAAUACACCUUACCAUUUUGACAGCUCCAAUAGAUGAAACUUUAUGACACGAAAACAUAUUUUAGUUUGACAGAUUGCAUUUAAAUGUAAUGAUUGACCCAGUAUUGUGAUAAUUAUAUCCUUAAGUAUAUCUUUUAUUUGUUCCCAAUGAACAAUCUGUAGUUAUGGUUUUUAUAACAUACUGCAUCACUUUUUUGUGUUAACCACGACUGUAGAACGUUAAAUAAAACUUAAAUCCACCAUUAAA
Molecule: messenger RNA, 6411 nt
Organism: Trichoplusia ni (cabbage looper)
Lineage: Eukaryota; Metazoa; Arthropoda; Insecta; Lepidoptera; Noctuidae
Gene: Arms
Product: kinase D-interacting substrate of 220 kDa B
Exons: 26
Coding region: 434-5917 (1827 amino acids)
Molecular function (GO): protein binding
Source: RefSeq, a predicted model, not a curated record